Messenger RNA from Sclerotinia trifoliorum, 1063 nucleotides. NCBI's taxonomy places the organism in Eukaryota, Fungi, Ascomycota, Leotiomycetes, Helotiales, Sclerotiniaceae. The record is from the annotation of a GenBank genome assembly.
AUCUUCAACUUCCUACAUAAUCAUAUUUAACUCCAAAAUCCUCUUCAAACUAGGACGUAACACAUAUAAGCACCUCAGUACUAUCCAAUUAUCAUGGCUGAUUUCUUAACAUCCUCAGCCACUGGGGAAAAGGAACUCCGUAUGUCAAGCCGGGCACAUGAAGCACCUUCUGACGAUGUGGUUGAACCGUCUGCAAAACGUGUACGAACAUCUUCACCUAUAGUUUGGAAGACACUUGGUGAAGCUCGAGUUAAAUUUUGGAGAGAUCAUGGAACCUGGCCGACAGGGCAGGAAGAGAUAUCAAUGGAAACAAUAGAAUCGUUUCGAGAUAUGGCUAAGUAUAUGCGUGCCCAAAAAAGACCCUCGAGUCGCAUAGGCUCAGACGCUAAUUUGGAUACGGAGACAUCUUCAUCUGAAUUGCAAGGCAGUCUAAAUUUGGAGGAAAAGAAGAAUGCUCCAUAUAUACAUCCAUAUUUCGAAAUAUAAAUGGAAGAAUUUGGUAGUUUCAUGGAUGAAUCCCACGAAGGCAUUGAUGCUAAAGUUUUGUGAUACGCUUCUGGAUUCACCACAGCUACCACCUGAAAAUACUCUAUUCUGACGAUAAGCUUUUUCAAAAGACGCUGUCAAGGACGAGAUGCGCAAACAAGUCUGAAGUGGUUCGCGACAUUGCACAGCUCAUUGUUCCUUCGGCUGAAAUAUCAGCUGAUCGAGGAGCCGAUCACUUGAAGAUUCUGAAAGAGACUACCAAUGAAUGUGAGAAUUUGGGCCCACUAUAUGGUUAUUUAUGGAGAUGAGGUCAGGUUUUAUCGUCAUUUGAUUGCGCUCUUUAGUAUACGGCAAACGUUAUGUCAAGAUGAGAGAUGGACGGCAUAUACUUUUGUUAAGAAUAUCUAUGACUUAUGGGCUCCUCAACAUUUCAAAGGAAUCUGCUCGGUUAUCGAUAUGUUACCGCCAGAUUUGACUGAUGUCUCUGAGCGGGAUUAAGGAUUUACCUCCAGAGGUACCUAGGAGAAAUAUCAGAUGUCCAUAGUUAGGAGGAUUACGAAUAUUAGAUAUAGCAAUG